GAGACCGGCUUGAAGGGAAGUCGGCGGUUGCUAAGGACGCUGAAAGGGGCGGGGCUUCUUUAGGAAGAGAGCAGCUCUCCGUUCCCUGCGCGCGCAACAGGGGGCCUGGAGCAUGGAGGACGAUUUAGAUUUGGACGAAGAAGUCUGCAAGGGGGUAGCAAAAAUGGGUCGACGAGCUCACCCGGAUUUCAUCCAUGAUGACAAUCGUCGUAGCAGGAUCAAUUCUCCUCCUGUAGAGCGUCCAACAUCUAAACCUGAUGUCCGGGAAGGAGUUUGGUCUGGCCUGGUUGGUGUAAGUGCUUCCAAGUCAAAAAAGAAGCCUGCUGAACAAGAUGUUGAAGACCACCGUCUGAGGCAGCAGAGUUCAGAGGCAGCAGAUGAUGGAGGAGAUAUUCCAGUCAUUCCUGACUUAGAAGAUGUUCAGGAGGAAGACUUUGCUAUGCAAGUGGCGGCCCCACCCAGUGUUCAGGUGAACAGAGUGCUGACCUAUCGUGAUCUGGACAAUGACCUCAUGAAAUAUGCUGCUUUCCAAACCUUGGAUGGAGAGAUUGACUUAAAACUUCUCAGUAAGGUUCUAGCUCCAGAGCAGGAAGUGCGAGAGGAUGAUGUCAGCUGGGACUGGAAUCAUCUGUACACAGAAGUUGCUUCAGAACUCCUGAGUGAGUGGGAUUCAGGGCAGUCUGAAAAGGAAGACGGCCUCGUUCUGAACAAGAGCACUUGAACUUUGACUGGCUAAAGUUCUCAACACUUCCACAUCUGUAGAAUAUCAAAACUAUAUUUUAAUAUUAUUUAUAUAUAUAUUGUAUUUGAGGGUUUAUUUUUAAUACACAUUAAAAAAGAAAAUUUGAAAAUAUGAUUACAAAGUAAAGAAAUUGAAAAGAGAAAAAAGGGGAAAGAUAAAUAUAUAGGAUAUUACCAAGGGCUAGUUAUUUUCACUGAUAAGAGUAAUUUUUUUCCUUGCAGUUGCUUAUAAAACAUACAUUAAUUUGUAAGAUAUUUUGGCCAUUUCAUGAUAGAUGGUAAAAGUUUAUCUUUCUGCCCUGGAGUAACAAUAAGGGCAUGUGUGUUCCAACAAGGUUGCUCCUGAGUUAAAUUCCAUGUUAUAGAAACGUAAUUUAAAAUAACAUGUUCAUCUAUAAAUAGCAGAGAGAUUUCUAAUACAAAAUUGAUACACUUUAACACAUCCAACCUAAAGGGAGUAAUCAUUGGAGAUCAUAUGAUUCAAAUAAUCAUUAUGUGCGUUUCGUUGCCAGCACUUACUUGAAACAGUUUCUUUCUGAAAAGAUUAUUGGUGUGAAAUAGAGCUAGUUUUUCCUGGCUAUGUUGCACACUGAUCGAUUUAUGUGUGCAUUUAAAUAUUGAAGCCAAAGUCAUUUUCUAUUUGUUAAUUUGCAAAGCACAAUCUAAUAUUUUGGUUCCAUAUAGAAAAAUGAAAAGGUGGCUUUUUCUGAAGAUUUGUUUAGCAGUGCUUGACUAUAAACCUUUACAUUUAUUUUUAA
Messenger RNA from Anolis carolinensis (green anole), 1499 nucleotides. RefSeq names its product intraflagellar transport 43 (gene ift43). Gene Ontology annotation, biological process: intraciliary retrograde transport. The transcript is spliced from 9 exons. The record is from RefSeq and is a predicted model, not a curated record. The coding region runs from base 113 to 721 and encodes 202 amino acids. Lineage: Eukaryota; Metazoa; Chordata; Lepidosauria; Squamata; Anolidae. Gene Ontology annotation, cellular component: cilium; intraciliary transport particle A.